Messenger RNA from Fusarium sp. VM40, 1569 nucleotides. NCBI's taxonomy places the organism in Eukaryota, Fungi, Ascomycota, Sordariomycetes, Hypocreales, Nectriaceae. The record is from the annotation of a GenBank genome assembly.
AUGACCGACCGGAAUGCUGCUGCCAUGGCCAUGGGCAAGAGCGUCAAGCAAGAGCUAGCCAAAGAUGACGAUGGCAAGACCGUGAAUCGCGACAAAAGCUCGAAUACAGCCGCUCCAGGCAAUCAUAAGACACCUACUAAGAAGAGACGUAAAGUCAACCACGCUUGCGUUUACUGCCGACGAUCUGAGAGGCCAUGUACCAGAUGUAUCAAGCGCAACAUUGGCCAUCUCUGCCACGAUGAGCCUCGCGAUGCCGACUCCAAGAAGGCAAAGAGUGUCCAGAGCACCCAAAGCAUACAGACCCCUUCAGUAGUCGAUGAAACGGAUGCACAAUCCGACAUGGCUCGUAGUUCCAUCUCCAGCACUAUGGGCCCACCUCCCCCCACGUUUGAUACGACGAGGCAGCGAGCAGGUUCCAAAUCUUUUGGGGGAGUGUUGGGCCAAGGCAGCCCGCUGUCCAUUGUGCAACCCAGCCAAGUCUCGGGGCUGCAGGGCAAUGUGUUGAACAACGGCAACAGUAACGCGAAUCAAUUCGCGGGUUUCCAAGACGCAUGGAUGACAGCCCAAAACCAUUUUCAUGAUAUGCCCAGCUACCACCCCAACUACAUGAUUGCCCCAGAAGUCACUCACGAGUUCAAUCUUCUCAACGACUUCCUUCAUACUAGUCUGCUUGAUGACGGCGGUGUGCCGCCAGAGGAUCAACAUAGUCCAGCGUUCAAGAGGUCGAGCCAGAGUCAGUCGGAGAUGCUUCCCAGGUUUGGAAAUAACAACAACGCCAACUCCAUGGCAGGCGGUGGUUCAAGCACCAUGCCAAACGUGUCAGGAGGAGCAAUGCUGCCACCCCCACCGAAUGCCGAGGGCAAGAACAUUCCACGACCGGGAAGCGUUGUGCCCGCUGACAAGGCCCGCGAAUACUAUCUACAAGCUGCCGACCCGUCGGGAAAUGAUACGCCUGAGGAGCGUAUGGCACGUGUACUCAAGGCCAAGUACGACGCUGGACUACUCAAGCCGUUCAAUUACAUCAAAGGUUAUGCUCGCUUGGGUACAUAUCUCGAUUCGCACAUCGCGGCGUCAUCCAAGCAAAAGAUUCUGCGGACAAUCGACCGGUUUCGGCCCUUGUUCCGAGAAAAGGCACAUGCUUUGACGGAUAUGGAGCUCGUGUACGUUGAAAUGUGGUUUGAGAAACAGCUCAUGGACUAUGAUCGAGUUUUUGCCAGUAUGGCUGUCCCAGCGUGCUGCUGGAGAAGAACCGGCGAGAUCUUCAGGGGCAACAAGGAGAUGGCGGAGCUGAUUGGCGUAUCAGUAGCCCAACUCAGAGAUGGCAAGAUUGCGUUGCACGAGAUUCUCACAGAAGAAUCUAUGGUGCGUUACUGGGAAGAGUUUGGCACGAUUGCCUUCGACCCAGCGCACGAGACCCUCUUGACAGCUUGCUCUCUAAAGAAUCCUAAUUCUGGAUCGAGCCACCCGAUUGUGAAAUGUUGUUUCUCAUUCAUGAUACGAAGGGACGAACACAAAUUGCCAGCUUUGAUUGUUGGUAACUUCUUGCCACAUGACCCGCCAGCACAAUAG